Molecule: messenger RNA, 992 nt
Organism: Vigna radiata var. radiata (mung bean)
Lineage: Eukaryota; Viridiplantae; Streptophyta; Magnoliopsida; Fabales; Fabaceae
Product: nudix hydrolase 17, mitochondrial
Exons: 5
Coding region: 170-691 (173 amino acids)
Cellular component (GO): nucleus; cytoplasm
Molecular function (GO): pyrophosphatase activity
Source: RefSeq, a predicted model, not a curated record
UUGUCACUCUUCAUCUCCACCUAUUAUUCUCUUACGUCUCCAACCAAUCAUAUAUAUAUAUAUAUAUAUACAGAUCGAUAAUCAAAUAUCCAUUAUUUUCAUUCCUUUCUUCUUUCUUUCUUUUUCCUUCAACCUCAAAGUUUACUCCUCAAAUCCAUCAAUUUCGAACAUGGCCUGCUUGGUAUCUCGCUCGGGAAGGGAAUUGCAGAGGUACAACAACAUGGGUGGCCGCCAAGUUGUUGGGUGCAUACCUUAUAGAUAUAAAGAAGACGUAGAUGGUAACAUGAGUGACGAAUUGGAAGUACUGGUCGUUAGUUCUCAGAAAGGUCAAGGAUUAAUGUUCCCUAAGGGAGGAUGGGAACUUGAUGAAUCUGUAGAAGAAGCAGCUUGUAGGGAAUCUCUUGAAGAAGCAGGAGUAUUGGGAAUUAUUGAGCAUGAAUUGGGGCAGUGGUAUUUCAUAAGCAAAAGACAUGGCAUAUACUAUGAAGGACACAUGUUUCCCAUGUUUGUCAAGGAACAGCUUGACACGUGGCCGGAGAAACAUUUACGGAGAAGAAUUUGGAUGAGUGUUGGUGAAGCUAGAGAAGUUUGUCAGCAUUGGUGGAUGAAGGAGGCAUUGGAUAUAUUGGUUGAAAGAAUAAUGGUGUCUUCAGAACAAGGAAAAAGAGAUAUGGUUUUGGAUGUUCUUUAGGUUUUUAAAGAGUUUAAUUACUGUAGGGUAGGCUAGAAUGUCAAUAUUUUGUAUCUUUAUAAAUUGAGAGUUAUAGAAAAUUGUAGAGAAAAUAGAGCUGCAACUUUAACGUUACACAUUUAAACAAGCACUCACUUCCAAGAGUUAAAUAGUUCUUUUGUUAUAUGUUUUUUUUAUUAAAUGUAUACUCCAUAAUUUAUAAUGCACUUAGGUGUCAAUCCUGUCAAGUACAAACCCUCCUUCCAACCACCUCUUAUUUUGUUUUAAUCGUUUCACUUAAUUAUAUACUUCUUUUCUUCAA